Messenger RNA from Drechmeria coniospora, 1050 nucleotides. RefSeq lists its product as uncharacterized. The transcript has a single exon. Bases 1 to 1050 code for a protein of 349 amino acids. NCBI's taxonomy places the organism in Eukaryota, Fungi, Ascomycota, Sordariomycetes, Hypocreales, Ophiocordycipitaceae. The record is from RefSeq and is a predicted model, not a curated record.
AUGUGCACCACGCACGUCUGCACCUACAGCUACCCCGACGGCCGCGUCGAGCAGGCCUGUCGGCCGGUCCUCUGCCACGCUUCCCGCCACGGCCAGGUCUGCGGCGACAACGUCCUCCUCCGGCACUCGGCCCAGUACGUGCAGUACCCCGACGGCACCCCGUCGUCCUUCCAGGCAUCCGCCCCGCUCCCGUCGUCCUUCCUCGGGUGCUUCCCUCCGGCGCCGUCGUUCAGGCGGCGUUCGAGAACGCCCAACCGUCGGUCGGCCGACGAAUCGGACCGGUCCCGCCGCAGCUCCCCGUGCGGCCGGCGGCCUCCCGGCGUCUACGUCAACGGCCAGCGCGUUCUCGACAUCAACCGCCGGGAGCGCGACCGCCACGCGCGCCGGGAGCGCAUCGUGGUGGUUGAAAACCCGCCGACGCCCAGCACGCCGCCCCAGGUCUUCAGCUUUCCUCACACGGCCCCCUCGUCGCCCGUGCUAUCGCCGCACAUCGUCGAAGCGGUGCCGCGCGAGUCGCACUCGAGAAGACCCGUCAUCGUCGACGAGCGUCCGCGACCCCACGUCGAGGUGGUCGACGGCCCGCGGGGCAAGCACUCUCGACACCCGUCGGCGGCCACGCAGGGCCGGCCAUCGUUUGGCGCCGCCGAGGACGACGCACGGCAACGGCGGCGCGAGCGCGAGGCCAUCCGCCAGGAGCGUCGGAAGCGCCAGGCCGAGGAUAGGGAAGCCUGCGAGAGGGUGAUUCCCGACGAUCGCGCUCGCCAGCGCAUCGCCGAGGCCAACGCCGAGAUUGCGAGCCGUCCGGCCGUGCCGAUGCCGUCGAUGCCGAGACGUGCCUCCUCGUUUGCCGCCCGGGAAGGCCGGGACCGUGAGGCCGAGCUGAUGGCUUCCCUCGGCCGGCUCGACGACCGCGAGAGACGCCGGGAGGAGGAGCUGGCGCGCCGGGCCAAUCUCCGCGAGAGGGCGGUGCCGCGACGAAGGGCCACGGUCGGACCGGGCAGCCGCCGCCACCGCGUGCUCUACGACGACGGCGUCUACCGAUGGGAGUGA